AUGCCAAAAUCGCCAGAUAAAAUCGAAUCCCGAAUCCAGGAGGCCUUAAAAAAGGCUUCAUGUCAAAAAAAGCCAAAUAUCUCUGCGUUGGCGCGAGAAUUCGACGUGCCUCGCAAACGGCUUCACGAACGCUUCAAGGGUCGGCCACCAAGAACCGCCAAAAUCCCGCGCAAUAAGGUAUUAGAUGACCAGCAAGAGAAGGCAAUUAUUCGCUGGAUUCGACAGCUUGAUUCCCUACAUUCGCCGCCUACCCCAAAGAUGAUAGAGUGCUGUGCAAACCAGAUUUUGCAGAGGAAUGUGUUAUCUGUAUCCAAGCCGGCUCCGCGCGUAGGGGAAACCUGGGUAUAUCGGUUUAUUCAGCGCCUUCCUGACGACCUACAUCUUAUCAAACAGAAGCCAAUUGAGAAAGAUCGACUAGGGGCAGAAGAUAUUGGGCAGGGGAAAUCUCAAAAAGUCGUCACUUCCAACCCUAUACGAGCCUCCCGAGGCAUUGCAACUAGCGAGACAAACGAAUCCUUGACAGCCAUUGAAUGUAUCGCGGCCGAUGGUACUGUCCUUCCUCCAUACUUCAUCUUCAAGGGCGAAUAUCAACUGGAACGUUGGUAUCAACAAAUUCCUGAUUCUGCGGAUACAGACAAAUAUCGAAUUGCUACAGCUUCCAAAGGAUAUACAACAGAUGAGAUUGCAAUGGAUUGGAUCAGGCACUUCCAUCAGCAUACAGAAAAGCGGGUUUCUAAGACUGAUGCAAGACUAUUGCUUAUGGACGGCCACGGAUCCCAUCUCACAUAUAAUUUUCUGAAUAUCCGCUUGAUGUGGGGGAUAUCCACUAUGGACAAGGCCGACUUUCUUCGUGAUAUCCCUCAAAUUCGCCAGGAUACAUUCAAACAACGUACAAUCCGAGAUGCCUUUAGUGAUCGGGGGAUAUAUCCAUGGAAUCCUUCAAAAGUACUUGACAUUCUAGCCAACGCAAGGUCUCCAUCUCCGGUUCUAAAUAUACGCGAUAAAACACCAUCAAUUCAAUCUAUCUCAACCAAUUCUCCUCCCCAGACAGUUCGUACACUGCGACGGAGCAUUCAGAAGCUGGAUAAGUUUGUCAAUGAAAAUCCUAGCCUUGAUCAAAGCUUUACACGCCGUCUUGACCGAGUCUUUCAAAGUGCUAUACAAACAGCUGAAUUGACAGCCCAACUUCAAAGCGAUAUCUCUCAACAUCUAGAGCGUGCACGCGCUCCAAGCUCUCAGAGAUCUCGCAGAAGAAUCCCUACUAUAGGGCCAUUGACAGUUAAAGAUGCAAAUCGUCAGGUUGCUGAACGUGCUGAAGCUGAACGAAAGAAGAUUAUUUCCCGUGUCCGGAAACGCCAACCUUCAAAGCCAAUUCCCACCACUACACAACGGUCGGAUACUGUUGAAAAUACUCAGGGAGAUAGCCAGGAUCCAGGAGAUAUUAAUGCGCUAUUUAAUGUAUUUAGAUACUAG
This is a messenger RNA of Rasamsonia emersonii CBS 393.64, 1473 nucleotides long. RefSeq lists its product as uncharacterized. Gene Ontology annotation, molecular function: nucleic acid binding. Lineage: Eukaryota; Fungi; Ascomycota; Eurotiomycetes; Eurotiales; Trichocomaceae. The record is from RefSeq and is a predicted model, not a curated record. The coding region runs from base 1 to 1473 and encodes 490 amino acids. The transcript is spliced from 4 exons.